Strongylocentrotus purpuratus (purple sea urchin) is the source of this 1035-nucleotide messenger RNA. RefSeq lists its product as uncharacterized. The coding region runs from base 1 to 1035 and encodes 344 amino acids. Gene Ontology annotation, molecular function: monocarboxylic acid transmembrane transporter activity. NCBI's taxonomy places the organism in Eukaryota, Metazoa, Echinodermata, Echinoidea, Camarodonta, Strongylocentrotidae. The record is from RefSeq and is a predicted model, not a curated record. The transcript is spliced from 2 exons.
AUGGCAGUCUUCUCCACAUUGGUUACCCUCGCCAGAUUUUUCCCAAAUUCCUUUAUCUUCUCGAAUUCACUAACGCAGUUUGGUGCUAUAUGUGGUGUCUUCACAGUACCCAUUAUUGUCGAGAGGUCGCUUGAAGCGUAUGGCUAUGACGGUGCCUGUCUCAUCUUAGGUGGGAUCUCACUUCAUGCUGUGGUCUCUGCGAUGAUUCUUAGACCGCCAAAGGACCUCCCUUCGAGGACAGAAGAAAAUACGCAGCUGAUGGACGCACAUCCGCCAAGUGAUAGUCACUCUAUCAUGGAGAACGAGGAGCAUCAAGGAUGUUCAUAUUGGGGAACUGAAUCAGAUAAUGAUGGCUUCUCACGCUCAAACACUCAAUACAUGCAGGCGGUAGUGGACUUCUUUCAUUCUCUUCCCUCAGUUGGAGAGUUGUUCAAAUCUUUCAUUCUUGUCGAAGAGCCAUUAUGUACACUAGUUAUGCCUGCCGUCUUCUUGGCUAACUACGUAUUUUAUGCUUGGCUCUUAUUCCUAGUGCCUCACGCAGAGGAUUUUGGAAUAGAACCAUCAAGAGCCGUACUUUUGUCUUCGAUUGCAGGCAUAGCUGGUACAUUUGGAAGCAUUGUCUUUGUGGUCCUCCUUCACUUUAACUACGACUCAACAAUCAUCAUCAUUUUCUGCUGCUCGAUGUCUGCCAUCUCUUUCUGUUUGGACACACUCAGUUCGUCGUUCAUGUUCUUAGCAAUAAUGGCUUGUUUUCAAGGUUUAUUCCUGUUCGUGCUUCAAUCCGUUACAUCCGUGAUGGCGAAGCUAGCAGUAAGAGAUGCAGAGAAUAUACCGAGUGCACUCUCCCUCUUUUUCUUCAUCGAAGCAGUUGGUAUAGGAGUGGGAGAUACAAUAUCAGGGCACAUAUAUGAUGUCACAUCUUCGAUGCACACAGUCUUCAUAUCGUUUGGUAUUGCUCUUGUUGUUGCGAUGGUCAAUCUUAUCAUCUUUGCCAUCUUGGUUUGUUACAAGGCAUCAGUAAAAUCAGAUUCCUAG